Messenger RNA from Saimiri boliviensis boliviensis (Bolivian squirrel monkey), 10343 nucleotides. It is a transcript of the gene MKI67, whose product is annotated as marker of proliferation Ki-67. Gene Ontology annotation, biological process: regulation of chromosome segregation; regulation of mitotic nuclear division. Gene Ontology annotation, molecular function: protein binding. Lineage: Eukaryota; Metazoa; Chordata; Mammalia; Primates; Cebidae. Gene Ontology annotation, cellular component: nucleus; chromosome. The record is from RefSeq and is a predicted model, not a curated record.
AUGGGGCCCACGAGACGCAUCGUUACUAUCAAAAGGAGCGGGGUCGACGGUGCCCACUUUCCCCUGAGCCUCAGCACCUGCUUGUUCGGAAGGGGUAUUGAAUGUGACAUCCGCAUCCAGCUGCCUGUUGUGUCAAAACAACAUUGCAAAAUUGAAAUCAAUGAGCAGGAGGCAAUAUUGCAUAAUUUUAGUUCCACAAAUCCAACACAAGUAAAUGGGUCUGUUAUUGAUGAGCCUGUACAGCUAAAACAUGGAGAUGUAAUAACUAUUAUUGAUCGAUCUUUCAGGUAUGAAAAUGAAAGUCUUCAGAAAAGAAGCAAGUCAACUGAAUUUCCAAGAAAAAUACAUGGACAGGAGCCAGCACGUCGUGUCUCAAGAUCUAGCUUCUCUUCUAACCCUGAUGGGAAAGCUCCAGAUUCCAAGGCCUAUUCAAAAAUCACUGAAGGAAAAGUUUCAGGAAGUCCUCAGGUAUAUAUCAAGACUGUCAAAGAAGACAGUGCUGCAGAUGACUCAGAAGACACUGUUGCCCAGGAAACAUCUGAUGUUCAUUCCUCAGAACAGGCUGGACGUAAUGACAGAAAUGCAGCUCAUCGCAUUUCUGGGGAUUUUAGAGAAAUUUCCAGGGUAAAAUUAAUGAGCCAUUGUGGAGAACUGAAGUCUCCUUUCACUACACAGUGUCUUGACGAUAGCCAAAAAAAUGAAUCUCCCUUUAGGAAGCUGUAUCAGUCAAUGAAGAAAGAGUUGGAUGUAAAAUCACUAAAAGAAAAUGUUCCACAGUAUUGUAGAAAAUCUGGAUUACAAACUGAUUACACAACAGAAAAAGAAAGUGCUGAUGGUUUACAGCAGGAGACACAACUGUUGGUGUCACGUAAGUCAAGAACGAAAUCUGGUGGAAGCAGCCACGCCGUGGCAGAGCCUGCUUCACCUGAGCAGGAGCUCGCCCAGGCCAAGGGCAAGGGAAGAGACGAGUCUGUUCAGACUCCCAGCAAGGCUGUGGGCGUCAGCUUUCCUCUCUAUGAGCCGGCUCAAAUGAAGACCCCUGAACAAUAUCCACAGCAACAAAAUUCUCCACAAAAACACAAGAACAAAAACCUGUAUACUACUGGUAGAAGAGAAUCUGUGAAUCUGGGUAAAAACAAAGGCUUCGAGGCUGGCGAUAAAACUCUUACUCCCAGGAAGCUUUCAGCUAGAAAUCGAACACCAGCUAAAGUUGGAGAUGCAGCCGACUCUGCUGCUAAACCAGGAAAUCUGUCUUCCAAAACCAGAGGAAGUAUUCCUACAGAUGUGGAAGUUCCGCCUACAGAAACCGAAAUUCAAAAUGACCCCUUUUUAACUCUGUGGCUCACUGAAGUUGAAAGGAAAAUCCAAAAGGAUUCCCUCCACAGGCCUGAGAAAGUGGGUGCCACAACUGGACAGAUGUGCCCUGAGUUACCUGGUCUUAGUGCAGUUGAUAUCAGCAACUUUGAUGAUUCCCUUAAUAAGAGUGAGGGAAUGCCUUUGAAAAGGAGGCGUGUGUCCUUUGGUGGGCACCUAAGACCUGAAUUAUUCGAUGAAAACUUGCCUCCUAAUACGCCUCUCAAAAGAGGAGAAACCCCAACCAAAAGAAAGUCUCUGGUAGUGCACACUCCACCUGUCCUGAAGAAAAUCAUCAAGGAACAGCCUCAACCAUCAGGAGAACAACAGUCGACUUCAGAAAUCCAUUUGGAAGUGAUGGCACAAAGCUUGGUCACAAGCCCUCCAGCCCCUAGUCCUAGGAAAACCCCAGUUGCCAAUGAUCGUAGGUCCUGCCAAGCAGCCCCUGCUUCCAGCAGCAAAUCUCAGACAGAGGUUUCUAAGAGAGGAGGGAGAAAGAGCGGCAACCUGCCUUCAAAGAGAGUGUCUCUCAGGCGCAGCCAACAUGGUAUUUUACAGAUGAUAUGUUCCAAACGACGAAGCGGUGCCUCUGAGGCCAAUCUCAUUGUUGCAAAAUCGUGGGCGGAUGUAGUAAAACUUGGUGCAAAACAAACACAGACUAAAGUCGUAAAACAUGGCCCUCAAAGGUCAGUGAUCAAAAGACAAAGAAGACCUGCCACUCCAAAGAAGCCUGCGGGUGAUGUUCACAGUCAAUUUAGUACAGGCCAUGCAAACUCUCCUUGUACCAUAAUAAUAGGGAAAGCUCAUACUGAAAAGGUACAUGUGCCUGCUCAACCCUACAGAAUGCUCAACAACUUCAUUUCCAACCAAAAAAGGGACUUUAAGGAAGAUCUUUCAGGAAUAGCUGAAAUGUUCAAGACCCCAGUGAAGGAGCAACCACAGCUGACAAGCACAUGCCACAUCGCUGUUUCAAAUUCAGAGAAUUUGCUGGGAAAAAAGGUUCAAGUAACUAAUUCAGGAGAAGAAGCUUUGCUCCCCACCUCGGAGAGUUUUGGAGGAAAUGCGUUCUUCAGUACACAGAAUGCAGCAAAAGAACUGUCUGAUAGCUGUUCUGUAAGCCCUACCUUAACACGGCCGAGUAUUAGAGAAAAUGGAAACACAGCAAAAACUCCUAGGAUCACCUACAAAAUGACUUCUGUGGAGAUGAAGACCUCAGACGCCGAGACAGAGCCUUCAAAGACGAUAUCCAGUGCAAACAAGUUAAGAAGGUCUACCGAGCUCAGAAAUGUACAGAAGCUACCUGCUGAAAGUAAGAGUGAAGACGCAAAUGCUGGCGUUGUGAACCGCAUCCCGGGAAGGUGUCAGAAGACAUCACCACUGCAGUGGAAGAGAGGAGGAGAGAUGAAGGAAAUCGAAAGACCCUUCGAGACGUGUAAGGAAAAUAUCGAAUUGAAAGAAAACGUUGAAAAGAUGAAAGCCGUGAAGAGAUCAAGAAGAACCUGGGGGCAGAGAGGUGAACGAGUGUCUGACCUAACCGACCUCAAAAGCUUGCCUGACGCAGAACCCACGAAAGACAAGGCUCAUGGCCAGGAGCUCCUCCAAACCCAAGAUCAUGCCGAGGCACCAGACAGUGAGAAGGGCAAAAUCACUAAAACGCCCUGCAAGGCAUUACAGCCAGAACCAACAGACACCCCAACACGCGUGAAGCAACGGCCCAAGCCAUCCCUGGGGAGAGUGGGUGUGAAAGAAGAGCGCCUUGCAGUCGGCAAGCUCACACAGACACCAGGGGAGACCACACACACACACACAGAGCCAGCAGGAGAUGGAAAGAGCAUUAGAACAUUUAAGGAGUCUCCGAACCCGGUAGCCUAUAUAACUGGAAUGAAGAGGUGGCCAAGAAUGCCUAAGGAAGAGGCCCAAUCACUGGAAGACCUGGCCGGCUUCAAAGAGCUUUUCCAGACACCAGGUCACACUGAGGAAUCAAUAACUGAUGACAAAACUACCAACAUACCCAGCAAAUCUCCACCAGAGUCAGCGGACACCCCAACAAGCACAAAGCAACGGCCUAAGAGAAGUCUCAGGAAAGCAGACGCAGAGGAAGAAUUCUUAGCACUCAGGAAACUAACGCCAUCAGGCAAAGCCAUGCACACACCCAAACCAGCAGCAGGUGCUGAGGAAGACAUGAAAGCAUUGAUGGGAACUCCAGUGCAGAAACUGGACCUGGUAGGAAAUUUACCUGGCAGCAAGAGACACCCACAGACUCCUAAGGAGAAGGCCCAGGCUCUAGAAGACCUGGCUGGCUUUAAAGAGCUUUUCCGGACUCCUGGUCGCACUGAGGAAUCAGUGGCUGCGGGCAAAACCCCUGAAAUGUGCUGCAAAUCUCCACAACCAGACCCAGUGGACACCCCAACAAGCACAAAGCAACGGCCCAAGAGAAGUCUCAGGAAAGCAGACAUAGAGGAAGAAUUCUUAGCACUCAGGAAACUAAUGCCAUCAGCAGGGAAAGCCAUGCACACACCUAACCCGGCAGUAAGUGAAGAGAAAGACAUCAACACAUUUGUGGGAACUCCAGUGCAGAAACUAGACCUGCCAGAGAACUUAAUCGGAAGCAAGAGACGGCCACAGACUCCUAAGGAAAAGGCCCAGGCUCUAGAAGACCUGGCUGGCUUCAAAGAGCUCCUCCAGACCCCUGUUCACACUGAGGGAGCAGUGGCUACUGGCAAAACCACUAAGAUGCCCUGCAAAUCUUCUCCACCAGAAUCAGCAGACACCCCAACAAACACAAGAAGGCGGCCUAAGACAACUUUGGGAGAAAGAGAUGUAGAGAAAGAGCUCUUAGCCCUGAUGAAGCUCACACAGACACCAGGGGGAACCACACCCACAGAGAAAGCACCAGGAGGUGAGGAUACAGGCAUCAAAGCGUUGAAGGAAACUGGUAAGCAGAAACUGGACCCAGCAGCAAGUGUAACUGGCAGCAAGAAGCAGCUGAGAACUCCUAAGAGAAAAGCCCAAUCCCUAGAAGACCUGACCGGCUCGAAAGAGCUCUUCCAGACACCAGUAGGCACUGAUAAGCCCACGACUGAUGAAAACACUUCCAAAGUAGUCUGCAAAUCUCCACAACCAGACCCAGUGGACACCCCAACAAGCUUCCAGGCACAGUCCAAGAGAAGUCUCAGGAAAGCAGAUGUAGAAGAAUUCUCAGCCCUCAGGAAACGAACAUCAUCAGCAGGCAAAGCCAUGCACACACACAAGCCAGCAGUAGAUGAUGAGAAAAACAUUAAUGCAGUUGUGGGAACUCCAGUGCAGAAACUGGACCUGCCAGAAAACUUGACUGGCAGCAAGAGACGGCCACAAACUCCUAAGGAAAAGGCCCAGGCUCUAGAAGACCUGGCUGGCCUCGAAGAGCUCUUCCCGACACCACAUCACACUGAGGUAUCAAUGACUAAUGAAAAAACUGCCAGGAUAGCCUGCAACUCUUUACAACCAGACCCAGACAAAACCCCAGCAAGCUCCAAGCAAUGGCUCAGGACAUCCCUGGGGAAGGUGGGUGAGAAAGAAGAGCUCCUAGCAGUCGGCAAGCUCACACAGAUGCCAGUGGGGACGACACACACACACGCAGAGUUAACAGGAGAUGGCAAGAGCAUCAGAGCAUUUAAGGAGUCCCCAAAGCAGAUCUUAGACCCAGCAGCAAGUCUAACUGGCAGCAAAAGGCAGCCAAAAAAUUCUAAGGAAAAGGCUGAAGUCCCUGAAGACCUGGUUGGCUUCAAAGAGCUCUUCCAGACACCAGGUCACACUAAGGAAUCAAUGACUAAUGAAAUAACUACAAAAAUACCCUACAGCUCUUCACCACCAGACCCAGUGGACACUCCAAUAAGCUCCAAGCCACAGCCCAAGAGAAGUCUCAGGAAAGCAGAUGUAGAAGAAGAAUUUUUAGCAUUUAGGAAACUAACGCCAUCAGCAGGCAAAGCCACGCCCACACCCAAACCGGCAGGAAGUGAAGAGAAAGACAUCAAUGCAUUGAUGAGAACUCCAGUGCAGAAACCGGACCUGCCAGGAAAUUUACGUGGCAGCCGGAGACGGCCUCAAACUCCUAAGGAAAAGGCCCAGGCUCUAGAAGACCUGACUGGCUUCAAAGAGCUCUUCCAGACGCCAUGCGCUGAUAAGCCCACGACUGACGAGAAAACCACCAAAAUACCCUGCAAAUCACAACUGAACCCAGUGGACACCCCAGCAAGCACAAAGCAACGACCAAAGAGAAGUCUCAAGAAAGCAGACAUAGAGCAAGAAUUUUCAGCACUCGGGAAACUAACACCAUUAGCGGGGAAAGUCAUGAACACACCUAAACCAGCAGUUGGCGAAGAGAAAGAUAGCGCCUUUGUGGUGACUCCAGUGCAGAAACCGGACCUGCCAGGAAAUUUACGUGGUAGCAAGAGACGGCCACAAACCCCUAAGGAGACGGCCCAGGCCCAUGCUCUGGAAGAAUUGGCUGGCUUCAGAGAGCUCUUCCAGACACCAGGUCACACUGAGGAAUCAACAACUACUGACAAAAUUGCAAAAGUAUCCUGCAAAUCUCCACAACCAGACCCAGUCAAAACCCCAACAAGCUCCAAGCGACGGCUCAAGACAUCCCUCGGGAAAGCAAGUGUGAAAGAAGAGGUCCUAGCAGUCGUCAGACUCACGCAGAUGUCAGGGGAGACCAUGCACACACACACAGAGCCAGCACGUGAUGGCAAGAGCAUUAGAACAUUUAAGGAGUCUGCAAAGCAGAUGCUGGACUCAGCAGACUAUGUAACUGGGAUGAAGAGGUGGCCAAGAACACCUAAGGAAGAGGCCCAAUCACUAGAAGACCUGGCUGGCAUCAAAGAGCUUUUCCAGACACCGGGUCACACUGAGGAAUCAAAGACUGAUGACAAAAUUACCAACAUACCCUGCAAAUCUCCACCACCAGAGUCAGUGGACACCCCAACAAGCACAAGAAGGCGGCCCAAGACACCUUUGGGGAAAAGGAAUGCAGUGGAAGAGCUCUCAGCCCUGAAGAGGCUCACAAAGACACCAGGGGGAACCACACACACAGACCAAGCACCAGGAGGUGCGGAUACAGGCAUCAAAGCGUUGAAGGAAACUGCUAAGCAGAAACUGGACCCAGCAGCAAGUGUAACUGGCAGCAAGAGGCAGCUGAGAACUCCUAAGAAAAAGGCCCAAUCCCUAGAAGACCUGACCGGCUUGAAAGAGCUCUUCCAGACACCAGUAGGCACUGGUAAGCCCAGGACUAAUGAGAAAACUACCAGAAUAGCCUCCAAAUCUCCACAACCAGACCCAGCGGACACCCCAACAAGCUUCCAGGCACAGCCCAAGAGAAGUCUCGGGAAAGCAGACAUAGAGGAAGAAUUCUUAGCCCUCAGGAAAACAUCAGCAGGCAAAGCCAUGCACACACCCAAACCAGCAGCAGGUGCUGAGGAAGACAUGAAAGCAUUGAUGGGAACUCCAGUGCAGAAAGCGGACCUGCCAGGAAAUUUACCUGGCAGCAAGAGACGGCCACAAACGCCUAAGGAAAAGGCCCAGGCUCUAGACGACCUGGCUGGCUUUAAAGAGCUCUUCCAGACGCCAGGCACAGACAAGCCCACUACUGACGAGAAAACUACCAAAAUGCACUGCAAAUCUCCACAACCAGAUCCAGUGGACACCCCAACAAGCACAAUUCAACAGCCCAAGAGAAGUCUCAGGAAAGCAGAAGUAGAGGAAGAAUUUUCAGCACUCAGGAAGCUAACGCCAUCAGCACGCAAAGCCAUGCACACACCGAAACCAGCAGUAAGCGAUGAGAAAAACAUGAACACAUUUGUGGAAACUCUAGUGCAGAAACUGGACUUGCCAGGAAAUUUACCUGGUAGCAAGAGAUGGCCACAAAUUCCUAAGGAAAAGGCUGAGGCUCUCGAGGACCUGGCUGGCUUCAAAGAGCUUUUCCAGACACCAGAUCACACUGAGGAAUCAAUGACUGAUGACAAGAUCACAGGAGUAUCAUGCAAAUCUCCACAGCCAGAGCCAUUCAAAACCUCAAGAAGCUCUAGGCAACGGCUCAAGGUAUCCCUGGUGAAAGCGGGCAUGAAAGAAGAGCUCCUCACAGUCGGCAAGCUCACACGGACGUCAGGGAAGACUGCACAAACACAAACAGAGCCAACAGGAGGUAGUAAGAGCAUCAGAGCCUUUAAGGAGUCUCCAAAGCAGAUCAUGGACCCAGCAGCAAGUGUAACUGGUAGCAGGAGGCCGCUGAGAACUCGUAAGGAAAAGGCCCACGUUCUGGAAGACCCAGGUGUCUUCAAAGAGCUCAUUCCAGCACCAGGUCACACUGAAGAGUCCAUGACUACUGAUAAAAACACCAAAAUUCCCUGCAAAUCUUCCCCACCAGAGCCAGCAGACACUGCCAAGAACACAAAGAGAUGCCCCAGGACACGUCUCCGGAAAGAAGUGAGAGAGGAGCUCUCAGCAGUUCAGAAGCUCACACAAACAUCAGGGCAAAGCGCACAUACACACACAGAACCAGCGAGUGAUGGUGAAGGCAUCAAAGUCUUCAAGCAACGUGCCAAGAAGACACCGACCCCAGGAGGAGAGGAACCCAGCAGGAGAAGGCCAAGAGCACCUAAGGCAAAGACCCGAGCCCUGGAAGACCUGGCUGGCUUCAAAGAGCUUUCUGAAACACCAGGUCACACUCAGGGAUCACUGCCUACUGGCAAAGCCGCUAAAAUGCCCUGCAAAUCUCCCCCACUAGAACUAGUAGAUACCAGAACAAGCACCAAGCGGCAUCUCAGGACACAUGCCCAGAAGAUAGAAGUGAAAGAAGAGCCAUCAGCAGCCGGCAAGUUCACACAGACAUCAGGGGAAACGGCGGACGCAGACAAAGCAUCAGUAGGUAAAGAUAAAGGCAUUAAAGCAUCUAAGGAAUCCGCAAAGCAGACACUGGCUCCAGCAGCAUGUGUAACUGGCAGCAGGAGACGGCCAAGAGUACCCAGGGAAAAUGCCCACGCCCUAGAAGACCUGGCUGGCUUCCAAGACCCAGCACCAGCUCACCCUAAAGAAUCUCUGACUGAUGACAAAACCACUGAAAUAACCUGCAAAUCAUUGCCAGAACCAGUAGACACUGCAACAAGCUCAAAGAGACGGCCCAGGACACGUGCCCAGAAAGCAGAAGUGAAAGAAGAGCCCUUAGCAGCCGGCCAGCUCACACCGGCAUCAGGCAAGACCACGCACACCGACAAAGAACCAGCAGGUGAAGGCAAUGGGGUGAAAGCAUUUAAGCAACCCGCAAAGCGGAAGCUGGACCCAGAAAAUGUCACUGGCAACAGGAGACGGCCACGAGCACCUAAGGAAAAGGCCCAACCCCCAGAAGAUCUGGCCAGCUUUCAAGAGUUCUCUCAAACACCAGGCCACACUGAGGAGCUGGCAAAUGGUGCUGAUAGCUUUACGGGCACUCCAAAGCAAACAUCUGUCAGUGGAAAACCUCUAAAAAUAUCCAGAAGAGUUCUUCGGGCCUCUAAAGUAGAACCCGUGGGAGACCAGGUAGGCACCAGAGACCUUGUAAAAUCACAAAGGAAAGGCAACUCUUCCCUGCCCCCACCGCCCUGCAAGAGGGGAUGUGGAAAAGAUGGAAGAGUCACAGGAACCAAGAGGCUGCGCUUUAUGCCUGUGCCAGAGGAAAUCGUGGAGGAGCUGCCGGCCAGCAAGAAGCAGAGGGUUCCUCCCAGGGUGAGAGCCAAGUCACCCGAACCCUUGGUCGUCAUGAAGAGAAGCUUGCGAACUUCUGCAGAAAGAAGUGAACCUGUGGAAGAGCCAAACAGCCACAGCAUGAACACCAACAAAGAAGAACACAAAUUACAAGACUCGGUCCCUGCAAAUAAGGGAAUGUCUCUGCGUGCCAGACGCCAAAAGAAGACAGAUGUAGAACAGCCUACAACUGAGGUCCUUAUAUUAGCAGAAAGAAUGAAAGUAAACAGAAAUGCAAAGAAGCCCAUGAAGACCUCCCAAGAGAUGGACAUGCAGAGUCCAGAUGACGGAGCCCAGAAAGCCAUACCUAGAGGCAAAGCCGGUGAAAACAAAAGGUGCUUGAGGUCUGUUAGACAGAAUAAGAGCUCCCAGCCUAAGGUGGCGGAGGAGAGUGAAGGGCCGAAGAGCACGGGGAUUCUCGUGCAGAAUCAGGAAGGGAAAGGAGAAGCAGGACCUUCAGACUCCGUGCAUUUGAGAUUAAGGAAGACCAAAAGCCAGUCUGCAGCAAGCGCUUUGGAGAGUGAAUCUGCACAGAGAGUCACGCGGGGUGUCAAGAGGUGUGCAGAAAAUCCGAAGAAGGCUGAGGACAUUGUAUGCAUCAAGAAAAUAAGAACCAGAAGUCACCAGGACAGUGAAGAUAAUUAACACAAAAAUCUAACGGGGAAAAAAUAUAAUAAAGUUAGUUUUGUGAUAAGUUCUAGUACAGUUUUUGUCAUAAAUUGAAGUGAAUUCUGUAAGUAAAGCUGUCAGUCUGCGUAAGGGGAGAGAACUUGGGGUAUGCUGGACCUGAAUGAGCUUCUUCAGCUUCGCUGGGAGCAGUGCGGGGCUCCCGGAUGAAGAACAGUUGAACAUGGGAGGCUUCGGGAAGGAGUCUGAGCCGAGGUUUGUCCUCGGCUUUGCAGAAUGAAGCGUUGGGGUCCUUCACGCACCCACAGCCACCCUACAGCAGCCGUCACUGUGACCCCUGCCACACUGUGUCACUGUUUAAGUGUUCGCCUGUGUCCUCCAGCGCACGAUGGCGGGAACGUCCAUCCUCAGCUGUCCCAGCACCGAGCAGGCACUCGGGAAACACGAAUGCAUGGGUGAGUGCACCGAGGAGUGGAACUUCCAAGAGCUGUCUUUCUAAUGGCUAGGGGGCAUUUGGUCCCCACAUUGAGGCUGUUGGACAUCUGCACAGGACAGUCCUAUUUUUUUGUGCCCUUUCCUUUCUGGAAAUAAAGUUGUGCUUUGGAGGA